CCUUCCUCCCUCGCCUUCCCGGUCCCGCGGCCGACGACCCGCGGGCAGGCACUGCCGGGGCUGCACUACCUCGGGCCGGCUCCCGGCGAAGCUCCCAGAGGGGCGGCCCUGCGCCCGGAGCCGGGGCACCCGCGAGCCCCCCCGGCCCUUCCCGCUCCGCGGAGGGGCGGCGCAGAGCUGGCGCAUCCGCGAGGCCCAGGGCGCCGCUGACCGCCUCCGGCAGCCCGGCGCCCAGGGGCUCCCCACGCGCCCGCGCCCGGGUGGCGGGAGCGGCGGCGAGAUGGCGGCGCGUGUCGGCCUCUUGCUGCGCGCCCUGCCGCUGCUGCUGUGGGGCGGCCUGGACGCCCAGCUCUCCGAGCGCCGAGGCCAGGAGCUGCGCAGGGAGGCGGAGGCAUUCCUGGAGAAGUACGGAUAUCUCAGUGAGCAGGUCCCCAAAGACCUCACCGCGGCAAGAUUCAGCAAUGCCAUCAGGGAGUUCCAGAGGGUAUCUCAGCUGCCCAUCAGCGGUGUGCUAGACCCCGCCACCCUGCGCCAGAUGACGCGGCCCCGCUGUGGGGUGGCAGACACAGACAGUCAGGUGGCCUGGACUGAGAGGGUCAGUGCCCUGUUUGCUGGACGCCGGGCCAAAAUGAGGCGUAAGAAACGCUUUGCAAAGCAAGGCAGCAAGUGGUACAAGCAGCACCUCUCCUACCGCCUGGUGAACUGGCCACAGCACCUCCCGGAGCCGGCCGUUCGUGGGGCCGUGCGCGCCGCCUUCCAACUGUGGAGCAACGUCUCGGCGCUGGAAUUCUGGGAGGCCCCAGCCACAGUCCCCGCUGACAUCCGCCUCACCUUCUUCCAAGGGGACCACAACGACGGGCUGGGCAACGCUUUUGAUGGCCCAGGGGGCGCCCUGGCGCACGCCUUCCUGCCCCGCCGGGGCGAAGCGCACUUCGACCGCGACGAGCGCUGGUCCCUGAGCCGCCGCCGCGGGCGCAACCUGUUCGUGGUGCUGGCGCACGAGAUCGGCCACACGCUCGGCCUGCCGCACUCGCCGGCGCCGCGCGCGCUCAUGGCGCCCUACUACAAGAGGCUGGGCCGCGACGCGCUGCUCAGCUGGGACGACGUGCUGGCCGUGCAGGGCCUGUAUGGGAAGCCCCAGGGGGGCUCCGUGGCCAUCCAGCUCCCAGGAAAGCUGUUCACUGACUUUGAGGCCUGGGACCCCCACAGACCACAGGGAAGGCGCCCCGAAAUCCAGGGUCCUAAAUAUUGCCACUCUUCCUUCGAUGCCAUCACUGUAGACGGGCAACAGCGACUGUACAUUUUUCAAGGAAGCCACUUCUGGGAGGUGGCGGCGGACGGCAAUGUCUCAGAGCCACGCCCACUACAGGAAAGGUGGGCGGGGCUGCCCCCCCACAUUGAGGCUGCUGCGGUGUCAUUGGACAGUGGGGACUUCUACUUCUUCAAAGGGAGCCGGUGCUGGAGGUUCCGGGGCCCCAAGCCAGUGUGGGGUUCGCCACAGCUGUGCCGGGCAGGGGGCCUACCCCGCCACCCCGACGCGGCCCUCUUCUUCCCGCCUCUGAGCCGACUCAUCCUCUUCAAGGGUGCCCACUACUAUGUGCUGGCCCGAGAUGGACUGCAGGUGGAGCCCUACUACCCGCGAGGCCUGCAGGACUGGGGUGGUGUCCCCGAGGAGGUCAGCGGCGCCCUGCCACGGCUGGACGGCUCCAUCGUCUUCUUCAGAGAUGACCGCUACUGGCGCCUUGACCAGGCCAGACUGCGGGCGACUGUCUCGGGCCGCUGGGCCGCAGAGCUGCCCUGGAUGGGCUGCUGGCACGCCAACUCGGGGGGCUCCCUGUUCUGAAGAUGCACCAAUUGCAACAAUUCACCCCUUAGUGAAUUGUUGGUGCCCUUGUGGCCAACGUGUGUCCCCUGCCCCAGGAACGGGACCUGCCUUGGAAGCCUCCGAGCUUCCCUGCUGAAGACCAGACAGGAAAGUUUGCGUUUGUUUCCUGGAGAAUUGCUUUGUGCUCUUAAGACACUGAUCUUUGUGGGAUCAGUCCAAGGAGAAGCCAAAAAGGGUCUCAAACCCCCCAGCCCUUUCCCAAAGGACCCUCCUCCCCAAGCCUCAGGGAUUUUGUUUCUUCUGCUAAAGGUGCACUUCCUGUCCAUGAGGCAACAGCACUGGGCGGCCAGGGAGGAUGCAAAACUCGAUGGAGAGGUUGGGACCACUUUGCAAGACUGUCUCCUUCUCCUCAGGACCUCCCUGGCUCAGUUUUUGGAGAAUUGUGUCUUUUUAAAUGAGAAGCCUCACUUCCAGGAAGCUUGGGUGGGUUGGGUACAAGGAUUUCCAACCUCAGAGAGCCGUGGGGGUCGGGGUGGGGGGUCAGGACCCAGAGCAAGAGGGAGACUGAUGCAGGCCUGCUGGGCCCCACUGGAAUAAAGCGGUGCCCCCAGCUGGUGGGCCCGGAAGCAGGCAUCAGCCUUCCUUGGAAUGGUUUCCAGUGAGAGCACGGAUGCUGGAGCGGCUGGAACAAUGUUCUUUCCCGUCCAAGCCAAGACUACAGACUGUGUGUGAGUCAUCGUGAUGGGGAGAGGUGGCCCGAAAAAGCAAAAAAGCUGGAGAGCCAUGGGUGGCAGGGAGAGGGUGGGGGCCUCUCUGGAGGGCUGCACUGCUGCAGGCGCUGGGGUCCCUGCAGGCUGGGGGAGGCCUCGUGCUCACAAUGGCCCCAUUCUUCAGGCCACACACGCAGCGUUCCAGGAGCUGGAUGGCUGGCCAAGAAUAGCUGGGAUUCCUGGAGAAGGAACCAGCUCUCCAGCCUCUCUUCUGCCUCAGCCAGUCUCAGCUUUUCAGCACCUGGUUCUCUUGUCCUCCCCCCACCCCCACCCCCCACACCUGCCAGUGCCUCAUUUGCACAAACACUGCAAGACCUGGCUUCCAGGGGAAGGGGAGAAUGAUCUAGCAAGAGUAAGCCUCAGCUCCCCAGGGGCAUUCUUGGCCCUCAGCCUUCAUUUUCGGGGGAAUGGCCCUUGACUGACCUUGGGUGCAAGUGCUCUGUUCCACCCUGUCCUGGGGGAGAUGGAAGGAGGCGGCGCUCCGCCUGCCCUUUUCCCUCCGACGUGAACCCCGGGGAAGGCGAAGGAGGGUCUUUAUCCCCCUCAAGGGAGCCACCUGGCCCCCACCUCAAGGCUCUGACAUUUUGAUUAGAGGCUUUAUUGAGUGACUGGAGGGGCAGGGGCAGGUUUCUCAGCCGUGAGGGAGCCCAGGGGUUAGUUUCUCUAGGCGAUGCCUCCGCGCACUGAGCCAGAGGACCUGAGCUACCCCGGAGAUGAAUGUGAGGCUGUGCCUGGGGCGCGAGUCCGGUGGGCGGGAGGCACUGGGUGCCGCCGGGACGGGAGCCCUCGGGAGGCGCUCAUGGAGGCAUAGAGCCCCAGGUGAUGUUGGGCUCAGCCUGGCGUGGGCGCUGGGUGACAGGUGGGCAGGCCCAUGGCGACCGUGGGCCGGCUUGCGGGCUUGGAGGAGGCGCUCUGGGAAGGGGCACUUCUGGAGGAGGUGGUGGCGGGGAGGCUGGGGUCAGGCGAGGACAGAGAGCACAAAGGCUGGCGGCGGGGGCGCUCAGGGGCACCCGGCGGCCCCCGCGCCCCCCGAGCGCCCCGAAGCCCGCACCUUCCGCAGAUCCGAGUGCUCGAGAAGGCAGUGCGCCACGUAGGCCGGGUGGCUGUGCAGGUUCCUGCACUUCUUGCAGAACAGGAUCUCGCAGCGCGCACAGCCCCCGGCGCGCGGCGGCCGGCGCCGCGUCUCCAGCACGCACGGCGGCUCCGGGAGGCUCCGCUUCCUGCGCGGGGCCCGGGACGCUCAGUGCCCCGCGCGGCCCCCUCCCGCCGCGGCCCCGCGCCCGCCGCCCGCCCCUGCCCCCACCCCCGACCGGGGCGCGCCCUUACCUGUCCGCGGGGGCCGCCAGGCCGCCGAGCAGCGCGAACGGGCCGAGCCAGCCCCAGAAGCCGCUGUCCGCGCGCCGCAGCAGCGCCACCUGCUGGGUGCUGGACUCCUGGCGCAGCGGGCAGUAGGACACGGAGCCCCGCUCGCGGCCCUCGCCGCCCUCCGCCUCCCGGCUCGGCGCCUCGCCCUCCGCCCCGCUCUGCUCCCGCGGCCUCGCCGCCGCCGCCUCCUCGUCCUCCUCGUCCUCCUCUUCCUCCGACCCCUCCUCUGCGGCAGCCUCCGCCUCGCUGGCCGGCGGCUCGGCCGGCUCCUUCUUCCACAAGGGGGUCUUCACUCCUGCGGGGCGGGGGGAGGGGGGAGGUCAGCGCAGGCCCGCUGUCCCCGGGGAAGAGCCGGGCACCCUGACUGCUGUCCACAACCCGACACCCCCCGACCCCCCCCCCCAAAAAAACGCAGGCGCCUGAAGGACAGUGUGCACGGGCUGCACCGGGCGAGACAGGGCCGCCGGGCUGCACCCCAUUUCCCAGGUUUCUACUCUUCCUCGCUGAGGAUUCGGGGCAGGUCACGUCGCUUCUGUCAAGCUCCGUGUCCCCAUCUGGAAAAAAUAGUGUUCCUGUCCAGGGCGACUGUGAGGCGGGGAGCAGGUUGCGACACACACCACCACCACCACCACCAUGGGCAGACCAGUUAGGAAAAGGCUGCCCUAGGAGUGAGCCAGUUAGAAAAAGGUGUCUCCUCUUCCUUCCAGGCUUGACCCCAAUUGCCAGCCGGAUUUCAGCCCCCAGUGUCCCUCUGGCGGGUGCCUUUAUGGAGAGCACAAAUUUCAUAACUCAUAACAGUAAUCCUGGCAGGCAGGACGUUGCCGGGCUGCCAUGGGAAGUAACCUGGCCUCUCCUGGUAGGAGUCCAAUCAUUCGGCAACCUUCCUCCCUCCCCCCGGUACCACCAUGUGUCUGUCCUGCUCUCUGCUGGAUCUGGGGAGCUAGACUUCCAAAGAAAAGCAGGUGGAUGAGGCCAGGGAAGACACCACAGUGGUUUGCAGUGGGAAGGUCAAGAGAAUUCCUAUUGGUCCCCGCCCAUCCUGUUUAAAGAGGUUGGGGACAAAGGGGAAUGACACAAUUAGUGUUUUAGCUCACAUGUAUUGAGCACCAACUGUAUGCAGUCACUGUGCUAAAUUCUUCACACAUUGUGCCCCUUCACCUUCACAACCACCUCGGGUAGGGGCGAGGGAGGUAACCGGGGCCUCUGAAUUUCAUCUAAGACUUCCGAAACCUUUCCAAAUAAAGUUGUUUCAAAGAUUC
Mirounga angustirostris (Northern elephant seal) is the source of this 5219-nucleotide messenger RNA. RefSeq names its product matrix metallopeptidase 28 (gene MMP28). Gene Ontology annotation, molecular function: metalloendopeptidase activity; zinc ion binding. The record is from RefSeq and is a predicted model, not a curated record. Gene Ontology annotation, cellular component: extracellular matrix. Bases 281 to 1843 code for a protein of 520 amino acids. Gene Ontology annotation, biological process: extracellular matrix organization; proteolysis; collagen catabolic process. The transcript is spliced from 8 exons. Lineage: Eukaryota; Metazoa; Chordata; Mammalia; Carnivora; Phocidae.